CAGCCGGCUCGAAUGACGUUUCAAAACACUUAAAACCACCUCAGACGUCCCUCAGGCAUACGUCUUUCGGUCUACUCAUAACUUUCUCGCUGUCUUCUUGCGGAAAUUGAAGACAGUGACACGCAAUCAACAUCCCCCAAGUCUCUAUACCCUUGUUGUAUCUUCGAAACAUGGACGCUUCCGAUCAGAGUUCGUCAAAGGGCAAGGCGGCCGAUCUCAUUGGCGCCGGCGGUUUCCGCCCGCAAGUGAACAUGGAAGUCAGGCCACCGAAGCCCGAGGACCUCCAGAAGAGCUACGCCAGCGUUGUUGACGAGGUUCACAGUCCCGGCUGGUACGGAGGCAUGAUCAAUGUCCUCGGCGAAGUCAUUGGAUGCUUUGGCGCCAUUCCGUUUUGCGUCUGCUUUCCGAAUCCUUAUAAGAAGGUCUCACAGGGAAAUGUUGGCCUGGUCACGAAAUUCGGCCGCUUCUACAAAGCAGUGGAUCCUGGUCUCACCAAAAUCAACCCCCUGUCAGAGUCCCUGAUCCAGGUGGACGUCAAGAUCCAGAUCGUCGAGGUGCCCCAGCAGACCUGCAUGACCAAGGACAACGUCUCGCUGCACCUCACCUCGGUCAUCUACUACCACAUCGUUGCCCCGCACAAGGCAGCCUUCGGCAUCACCAACAUCCGCCAGGCACUCAUCGAGCGCACCCAGACCACCCUCCGCCACGUCAUCGGUGCGCGCGUGCUGCAGGAUGUGAUUGAGCGCCGUGAGGAGAUUGCGAAGGCCAUCGGCGAGAUCAUCGAGGAGGUCGCGGCCGGCUGGGGAGUGCAGGUGGAGAGUAUGCUGAUGAAGGACAUCAUCUUCAGCCAGGAACUGCAGGAAUCCCUCUCCAUGGCCGCGCAGAGCAAGCGCAUCGGAGAGAGCAAGAUCAUUGCCGCGAAGGCAGAGGUCGAAGCCGCCAAGCUAAUGCGCCAGGCGGCCGACAUCUUGUCAUCGGCGCCGGCCAUGCAGAUCCGCUAUCUCGAGGCGAUGCAGGCCAUGGCCAAGAGCGCCAACAGCAAGGUCAUCUUCCUGCCGGCCGCUAACCAGACCAUGCCCGGCUCCGCGGCGUUCAAUGCCGCCAUGGCCGGCGAGCGCCACGGCAACCCGUUCGAGGAGGGCGGCAGCUCGGCCGGCAAGUCCAACGACCACGACUUUGGAACGCACGACACCGGCUUCCAGCAAGCUAUGAACGCGCGCGUGAUCGAGAAUAUUUGAGUAUGUGAUGAUCCCCUCUCCUCUCAAGUGGGGGGCCGGUGGCACUCGAUCUCUCGCGUCGCUGU
Molecule: messenger RNA, 1303 nt
Organism: Chaetomium strumarium
Lineage: Eukaryota; Fungi; Ascomycota; Sordariomycetes; Sordariales; Chaetomiaceae
Exons: 5
Coding region: 171-1238 (355 amino acids)
Cellular component (GO): plasma membrane
Source: RefSeq, a predicted model, not a curated record